Molecule: messenger RNA, 1403 nt
Organism: Funneliformis caledonium
Lineage: Eukaryota; Fungi; Glomeromycota; Glomeromycetes; Glomerales; Glomeraceae
Source: the annotation of a GenBank genome assembly
GGAUUGCGGUUGAUGAUCCUGAUUAUUUUACUUUUGACCGUGACUGCCUCGCAACUAUAAUCAGUUGUGAAGAAGCACCCGCGGAAGCAAUUGAGCGAGCUAGCAAAGCGCUCACUUUAGUACAGCCAUUUUGGAUUGGGUUGCGACCGUUCAAUCAUUCAACAUUCCUGAUUGCGAUUUGGAAUAACGAAAAGAAGUCGCCAUUAAUUAUUGACUUUUGGAAGACAAUUAUUUCAGUGCAGAAACGCAAAUUAGUAGAUUCAGUUGAACGUACAGUUUUGUUGGAUGAGCUCACCACUAGUGCUAUACGCUCAACCCUUCAAAAUGAUAAUCAAGUACAUCUUGUUCGAGAGAAUGUUACGAACCGCCUAAAACACCAUCGAGAUGAAGAAGAAACGGAAAGAGCCUCGACUCGAUUAAAAAAGGCGUUUUCUAGAAGUUCAAUGGAAGGACCAGAUAUUCGGAACUAUUUCUCGCAGAUUCGCUCAGAACAGGAUGAACAAGAUCAACGAUCUCGAACUCCUGAAGAUCGAAUCUAUUCUCGAUAUCAACCACAAGAUCUCGACGAACUACUUGAGGCUGAUCUUGGAAAAUUUGAGGAAAACCAACCUAUUACUAACAAUGAAAAACUCAACCAGAGUAAAACAAAAGCUGAUAGCCGAAAACCUGCUAACAAAGCACCAACAUCUACUAAUACUGUUAAGGGUGGGAAAAAAAACAAUACUGAAAAAGAAAUUUUUUUAGAGUUAAGUCGACAGAUUUACCCACUCAUUAAGCCUUUUAUUAAGCUUUCAAUGUUAGAAGCUGAGGAGCUAUACAGUCAAAUAGCUUGUGGUAUCAAUAUAACAGCAAGUCUUCCUGACGAUGUUAAGCAAUAUCUUAAGAGAAUACUUAAUGGUGAUAUUAAAAAUGCGUUGGGCAGGUUGGAUCAACCGCUUAUUGAUAAUCCAAGUCCAUUAUUGUUAUGGACAAGAGAAGUUUCCCGUCAUUUCAUUCUAUACUACCAUUAUGGCGCAAAAUUGUAUCAGGAAAAGAAUUGUAUUGGCGAAAUUGAUAAUGAGGCCCAUAAUGAUAGGACAUACAAUAUCAACUAUGAUCAAAAGCCAUCUAAUAGUGGAUGUGUCCCUAAGAACGAUGCAGUUAUAUAUCAAGACAAGUCAGCAACUAUUAUAUACGAGCAAUCUUAUAGCCCAAAAGAAUACACAUUUUCACAUUAUCUUGGAGAUUUUUCUAAGCUUGCAUGUAAUAGUGUUGAUGAUUUGAAUUACUAUUUCACACGAUAUGCCAAUUGUACUACUGCCACUGCAAAGACCUUUAAAUCCGUGAGUAUUCAUGGAUACAAAUAUAAUGUUUCGGUAUAUGUAACAGAUAUUAUCCGUAUUAAAACAUACAGAAUUUACGAG